UUGACUGGCAGGCCUUCUUUUUUGUCGCUUCCUGUGGAAGGGAAGGAAUGAGCCGGACGGCGCUGCCACUGCAGCUCUUGAGGAUGGCUUCCGUUGGACCUGCCUACUACACCGUACUGUAAGCGUCUCUCGCAGAGAAGAAUGGAGCUCCUUGAAGAAGACCUUACAUGUCCCAUUUGUUGUGGCUUGUUUGAUGAUCCACGGGCAUUGUCUUGUUCACAUAACUUCUGCAGGAAAUGUUUGGAAGGGAUCUUAGAGGGAAAUACUCGGAAUGUGAUUUGGAGACCAUCACCUUUUAAAUGUCCCACAUGUCGAAAGGAAACUACAGUAACAGGGGUUAACAGUCUCCAAGUUAACUAUUCACUAAAAGGCAUUGUGGAAAAAUAUAAUAAGAUUAAAAUAUCAACAAAAAUGCCUGUCUGUAAAGUGCACAGUGGUCAGCCUCUUAAUAUUUUUUGCCAGACAGACACACAGCUGAUAUGUGGCAUUUGUGCCACUCGAGGAGAUCACAUAAAACAUCUCUUUUGCUCUAUUGAGGAUGCUUACUGUCAAGAAAAACGUGCUUUUGAGACACUGUCCCAAGUGUUUGAAGCAUGGCACUGUGGAGACGCACUUUCUCGACUAGGAACUUUGGAAACCAGUAAACGAAAAGCUCUUCAGAUGUUGACAAAGGAUUAUGACAGAGUAAAAGAUUUUUUUGAGAAAUUACAGUAUACCUUGGAACAAAAGAAGAAUGAGAUCCUCUCAGAUUUUGAAACCAUGAAGCUUGCAGUUAUGCAGGCCUAUGAUCCAGAAAUCAACAAACUGAACACUAUCAUACAAGAGCAGGAAACUGCAUUUAAUAUUGCAGAAACAUUUAAGGAUGUAUCUGAACCCAUUUUGUUUUUACAACAGAUGCAAGAUUUUAGAGAGAAAAUCAAAGUAAUAAAGGAAACUAGAUUGCCUUGUGUUACAGUAGACAUCAAAUCUACAAUUAAGGAUGUUGAUACUAGUCAGUGGGAACAAUUUAAGCUAGCAGAUGUGGAUAAACUUUCACUACCUCAAGAGAAAAGCUCUUUCAGUUGGGUGACAAACUUGUUCCUUUCACCAUGUUUUUUUGUAACUGCUUUGUUUUGUUUGCUGGUUGUUGUUACUCAAGUAUGUAUUACAGAUUUUUGGGGCAAUACUUUUCAGCAUUGGAAAACUUUUGUUUCUACAUUUGGCCCAGGUUAUCUGACAGACCCAGCAGAGAUGGCAGAUCAUGCUAUUCUGUACUGGGAAAAAGUAGCAGAUAGUGCUGCUGUUCUAAGUGAAAAAUGUGUAAAUUAUAUUCAUGUGUUGUUGAAUAAUGUUGCCCAAUUUGUGUGCAUGUAUAAACUUCUAUAAAUCUAUUCAUGUUCAGGAAGUAUAUUUUCAAAAUCAGUAUUAGAUUUUUUUUUAAAAUGUAAACAUUUUUGAUAUUUGAAAUGGUCAUAAUUCAUAUAUUGAACUAUUCUGCAACUCUCAUGUUAAAAGCUGACUACCUUUAUUGUUUUCUGAAAGUAAAACUACAUGACUUGAUUUUUUUAGAAAGUAAUAUGCAUAGUGGAACAUAUAAAUCUUUUUGAUUUAUAAAAUAUGGUUGAGUUUCAGAUUGGAGUAUAAGUUGGAAAGAUAUUUGCAUGGAAAUAUAAUAUAUAAAUAAUGAUUGUAUAUUACUACCACAAGUCCUGGUCCUUCAGAAAUAUUGCAAAUUUUGUAAUUUGUUAUGGUAUAUGUGAACAUAGGAAGUAACAAUGUAUUAACUUUUGUAUGCUUAUAAACAACUCUCUACAAAAUGAAA
Protobothrops mucrosquamatus (brown spotted pit viper) is the source of this 1801-nucleotide messenger RNA. It is a transcript of the gene TRIM13, whose product is annotated as tripartite motif containing 13. The coding region runs from base 142 to 1365 and encodes 407 amino acids. Gene Ontology annotation, biological process: positive regulation of macroautophagy; positive regulation of canonical NF-kappaB signal transduction; innate immune response. The transcript is spliced from 2 exons. Lineage: Eukaryota; Metazoa; Chordata; Lepidosauria; Squamata; Viperidae. The record is from RefSeq and is a predicted model, not a curated record. Gene Ontology annotation, molecular function: zinc ion binding.